AUGGCAAAACUCGAGACGCAGAGCACAACGAGAGCACAACGAGAGCACUACAGUACAAACAGGCUCGAGAGAGCAGAUUUGGCAUCGGAAGAGCGAGAAAGAGACUGGACCUGGUUGGAAUCCUGGAUUGUUCCUGUGCUCGCUCGCGGCAUGUCUGACACAGGCGGCGGCGGCGGCGGCGGCGGCGGCGGCGGUGGUGGUGGUGGUGGUGGCGGAGCUGUGGGCGCUGCGAGAUGA
This is a messenger RNA of Ustilaginoidea virens, 237 nucleotides long. RefSeq lists its product as uncharacterized. The transcript has a single exon. Bases 1 to 237 code for a protein of 78 amino acids. The record is from RefSeq and is a predicted model, not a curated record. NCBI's taxonomy places the organism in Eukaryota, Fungi, Ascomycota, Sordariomycetes, Hypocreales, Clavicipitaceae.